AUGGUCAAAGUUGAAAGAAAAAAAGAAUUAUUGAAAUGGUUUCAAUAUGGUAGAAUUAAAAAUGAUAUUUCAUAUUCAAUAUUAAUGAAAAAGACUGGUGGCAAUGGAAAAGGAUUUUUAGAUAGAUAUUUUGUUAUUCAUCGAAAUUAUGUUCUCUAUUAUAAACCAGGUAAAACUGAUGGAAAACCAGAAGAAACACAAGAACCUCAAGGAUAUAUUAAUCUUGGAGAAUGUAUAUUAGACGAAACAAAAACUCUUUAUAAAAUCACGCCAUUGACAUUUCAAAUAUCAACGAAAAUCGGACGGUCCUAUCUCAUCAAAGGAAAGGAUGAACGAACAAUCGAACAAUUUUUACAGUUGGUCCGUCCAAGGAUCAAAUCACUCUGCUCCAUCACUAUACAAAGUUUAGGAAAUAUAGACGAAAAAUUAAAAACAAUAUCAACUCUACUACCAAGAACAAUGAAAUUACCAGAUAGAGUAAAACCAGAUUUAGCAACAAAAUGGAUAUACCUCGAGCAGAAACAAACGUUCCAACAACACAUUGACCUCUUUUCACGGGUGCCAUCACGUCACUCGAUUGUUUUUGCUGAUGGUACUGAAGGAACCGUACUAGCAACCCCUUUCCAACAACAACAACAAAAGACCGACGACCAACAACAAAAUGGUGCCGCUUCAGCUGACGAUGACAACGAUAACAACUACAACAAAUCACUCGAUAUUGUAAAAUGGGGAUUCGAAGGCAAUUUAUCAAAGAGAAUGAAUCGAAAGAAUAACAAGACUACUACUGGAGUUGUUUUGAAUAAGACGAAACCAACAACAACAACAACAAUAGUAGUACCACCAACAAAGAAUAAUAAGAAAACAAAAGAGGUUGUAAAAGAUGAAUCAUUAGAUCAAAGUGACAACGACGACAGCUUCAAUAGUGAAGACUUUGAUAGCGAAGAUUUUGAUAACGAUGGUGAUGAAGAUUCAUUCAACAGUGAAGAUUAUGAUCAACAAGAAGAAACAUUAUCUUCUAAAGUAAAGAAUAACAGCAAGAGUAACAACACCAACAAGAAGAUCAGUACUACUGCUAAAUACUCAUCACCUUAUAAAUUGGUUGGAGUUGAUUUGGAUGAAGAUUACCAAUUUUCAGAUGACGAUGAAGAUGAAGAAGAUAUACUAUUUGAUAGAUCAAAAGACUAUACUGAUGAAUUAAACAAAUAUGUACAAGAAUAUGAAAAUAUGGUCAAUGGAAAGAGUGGAGGAAAGAAUGCAAAAUUUACAACUGGAAAGACUACUACUACUCCUACUGCGGUAGCCAAUGUUGUUCCCGUUGUUGAAAAGAAGAAACAACAACAAACAAAAGAAAAGAUAACAAAACCAAUAGUACAACAACAACAAAAACAACAACAACAACAAAAACAAGAAACUAAAAUAUUAAAAAGAAAACAAGAGGAAGAGGAAGUAGAAGAGGAGAUCAAUGAAGAAAGUGAUCAAGAAGAAGAAGAAGAAGAAGAAGAAAAGGAAGAAAUUAAACCUACAGUCCAAAAGAAAGUAACAGACAGUAAAAAGAAAUCAAAGAAUUUAAAGAGAUUAAAAAAUAGAAUCAAGAAAAGAAAGAUGGAAAAAUCAGAAGGAUCAGAUGAUGAUAACGACUCUGAUAAUGAUGAUUCUGAUGAUAAUUCAAAGAAUACAAAGAAUACCAAUAAUAAUAAUAAGAAACAACAAAUUAAAUUACCAUCAAAAAUUGAAGAUAUGACAAAUGAUCAAAGAUUAGAAUAUAUGAAAAGAAGAUCAAAUAUCAAAGAAGUAAAGAAUAUGAAACAGAUUGAAGAUGAAAUUGACAAGAAGAAAAAUAAAAUGGAAUCUGUAUUUAUUGGAUCGUUGAAUGCCCAAGUAGAGGAACCAGAGAAAAAGGUGGUCAAGAAAAAGAGAAUGGGACAAGCUGCAAGAAGACAGUUGGCUGAAAAAUUAUUUGGUGAUAAUGCAAAAUGGAAACAACAAGAAAAUAAUAAUAAUAAUGAUAAUAAUAAUAAUAAUAAGAGUAACAAUAAUAAUACUAAUAAGGAAGGAGAACAAAACGAAGAAAAAUUACAUCCUUCUUGGAAAGCAAAAUUACAAAGUAAAGAGAGACUUGCUUCAUUGUCUGCACCUAUCAAUAAUGCCAAUGAUAUUGUCACAUUUGAUGAUUAG
Molecule: messenger RNA, 2175 nt
Organism: Cavenderia fasciculata
Lineage: Eukaryota; Evosea; Eumycetozoa; Acytosteliales; Cavenderiaceae
Exons: 6
Coding region: 1-2175 (724 amino acids)
Source: RefSeq, a predicted model, not a curated record